AAAGCCAGACGAUUUGAUUUUUUAUUUUUAUUUUUAUUUUUCCUCGUUGGUGUCUUUGCUUUUCAUUGGAUCAAGCUUGCUUGGUUCCAGUCCUUUGCCUGGCCCGGUGCAUUUACAGGGUAUUCUUUUUUAGCUCACAUGCAAUAUGGUGUAAGCCUGUUUUGAGGCAACGUUCAAAUUCAUAAACCACAGGCACUAACCAUUAUUUAAGAUACUAAGCCAGGAAGUCCAUACUGCCACCAGUUCUUAGUCCAUGCAUGCAUUUAGGUAAUUGUCAAUUAGUAGUUUGGGGGAGUGGGUGGGGAACACAUAGUAGAUGUUGACACCUGGUUCCACGAGAGCCCGUUUGAUCAACCACCAGCUUGUGCAGGAUGGCUCUCUCUCUCUCUCUCUCUCUCUCUCCCGGACUGUCAAGCCAGCCCCGGCCCCCAAUGAUUGGGGCCGUACUUUUACUCCAAUUUAAAAGCUCAAUUAUCAUUUGCAAUUUGCAAGUAGAAGGGAAGGCGUAUGAUUAAGCUCAUAAUCUCCAUUUGGUACAACAACUCCCCAACCACUGAACAACAUGGAUCACAUAUGCUUGUUUUAUUGAAUACCCGACUCUGCUUGCUUAUGCGAAGGCUUAAAAUAGUCUUAGAUCAGGUAGUGGUAUAAGUAUUGCAUCUAUCGGUAUCUUUGUUAAUACCCAAAAAACGUGGCCAGCUAAUUAAAGGCCAGUUUUAAUGUGUUGAAGCCUUACGAUUGUCCCGCUCAGCCUGCUUCUCUUCUCCCUUCUCUCUUCUCCCUCCUCAAUUCUUGCAUUACAAAUCCUCUCUCAUUCUCUCUCCAACUGGGUCAUUCUCUCUUUCUUAUUUCCAAAUGAGUGGCAGAGCUUUCGUUUUGAUUUUCUUCUUCUGGGCUGUCCUAACAGUCAUCACCCCAACGCUCAUUCUCUGGUCCGAAUCUGCCAAACCCAGCUCUGUUCUUGAUGGCAAGAAAAAUGAAGGAGCCACGGCCAGGAAAAUGAUGGGAUAUUUUGAGAAGCUUACAAAGAUAAGUCCAAUAGCUCCUGAGCAGGCACAGCCGCCGGCACAGGCACCGGGACCGGGACCUGUACCGGCGCCGGUACCAGCGCCGGCACCAGCGCCAGCAGUGGAACCUUCUUCUGGAAUUAAAAGGCUAUUCGGACGGAGUUCUCGUACAAAGAAUGAUAAGAGUAGUAUCAAUAUCAAUAUGAUGGGAGCUUGAUAGAGGCUAUAUUGGUUUUUGAAUCAGAAUCUUUCCUGAUUCAGACCAACCCUUUUGAGGUAACUGGUUCCUUCCACUGAAUUCGGACCCAUAUGAUCAUCAUUCAAGAAGAUCGAGCGGAUUAAAAAAAAAGAAAGAAGAAAAUGUACAGAGGUUGGGCAUUUAUAAUUGUAUAUAUGUACACCUGUGCAUACAUUAAAAGAAUUGCAUUUAUUUUACUGUAAAGACGGAAAGGAAUACAGUAUCGAUGGAAGCAAGUUUUCCUAGUUGAAUCACUGUGCAUUCUGAAAGGUCGAGGCCAGUUUUAUAUUCUUUUUACUGAGAAAAAAAAAGAAGAAUAAAUUAUAUCAAUAAAAGAGUUUACGGCAGAGUUGGGGGCAUUGGAGAUUC
This is a messenger RNA of Malania oleifera, 1614 nucleotides long. RefSeq lists its product as uncharacterized. Lineage: Eukaryota; Viridiplantae; Streptophyta; Magnoliopsida; Santalales; Ximeniaceae. The coding region runs from base 856 to 1224 and encodes 122 amino acids. The transcript is spliced from 2 exons. The record is from RefSeq and is a predicted model, not a curated record.